AUGGUUUUAGAAAGAUUAGAAUGGCAGACAAUGUUGAGUCUUGUCUUGAAUGGUGAUGUUGUCAGAUCAGAAAAAAGAAGAAUUAUAACACAAAAUGACUUUUCUUUGCAAACUACUUAUAAAGAAAACCUCUGGUUGGGUAUAAGAGCUUAUGUUUUUGGUAGAACCGAAGAACAACAAAGAAAAAUAAUACAUUAUGCAAGAACAUUAGCAGAUGCUGUUUUCACUGAUGUCAUGAACUUCAAAGUUCAGGACCAAGAACAUGCUUUAUAUGAAGUUUCAGAGUUGCUAAAAAGGUAUGAUAAUGUUAAAGAACAAUGGAGGGAUCAAAAGGAAAUGGCUAUUGAAAAGCCGGUAUGUGCUACUGAAGGUUUCCAAAAAAAGAUUGAAAGUUUAAUUUCUUGGAAAAAUAUAACCAAAGCAUUUAAUAGAGAAAUUGCAGUCUUGAGAGAAUGGACUCAAAGCCCCAAUUUAGAUCUUACUGAAAUAAGGAAUGACGGCUUCACUAAUACUUCUUUUGCUGACACAAUGUUGAAAGAGAAAGACAUUGCUUCAAUUUUUGAGAAAAGGUUGUUUAAACCUCAUGUUCCUUGGGUGAAUAAGGCAAAGUUAUCAUACUUAUCUUACAAGGACCAAUUUGAAGAGAUGGAGCUACCAGGUUUCAUUCCUCAGUUGUCGCAAAUUUGCAUGUUCCCAAUGAGGCUUAUACAGGAAACACUAAGAAUUCGUUUGUCUUAUGCCAGAAAGAUCACAAAUCCAACAAUGAUGAUGAUUGAUGAGAUGAUUGAUGAUUUUUCCUCAUAUAUUGAGCUAGCUGUUGAGUUGAAACGUGCAUUUCUAGAUUAUAGAAAAGGAUGGGAAAUUGAUCCAACAUUACCUGACAAUUAUGACGCCACUGUAUUGGAGUCAAUCCAAUACUUGUUCCUAUUAUUGCACAGAAAGUUAUUAGACGGUUCAAGAAAAGGUUUCAGAACUUAUAAGGAACCUGAUGAAUUGGAACAUUUCUGGAACCUUCUAAAGAAUGUUGGUUAUUUUGUUGAUAAUGCUAGUCCUGAAAUUGCAUUCCAAUUUUCUUCAUUGACCACAAGAUUAAUAACUAGAUUAAUUUCAUUUAUUUUGACUCAAGCUAAAGAUUUGGAAAACAUUUAUGAUAACAAUGAAAUCACAAAUUGGUGUGCUAAUGGAUUAGAUAAUUUCGGUACAGUAAGAAGAAAAUUGAGCAAGUUGUCAACAGUCAUAAGAAGAGCACUAAAUAAUUCUGCAUUCUUCACUUUGAAUAGAGUUAAACCAUUCUUAGAACUGCUGAAAAAUUCAGGUCAUUUCUUAAUUCAAACAGGAAGUUCAACUGGUGUUUAUUUCUUAGCUUCGAACAACCUUUAUGGAAGAGAAAAUGACAUUAUCAAAACUUUAAAAGGUCUAGAAAUUGGUACAGACCCUCAUUGCCCUGAUAAUGGAAUGAUUGAAAUUGAUCAAUAUGAAGAGGAAAGAGAUAUUGGCUAUAUCGUUGCUAUUAGUGCCUUUAGACCAAUGUUGUGGGAAGGUUCUAUAAUGGAAAUCAAUGUUCCAGAUAUUUACGUUGACAUCAAACCAGGUGAAGCUUUAUUAAUAACUCAAGGCUCUUCUGCAAGUUUAAGGCAUACAAAAGCUAUCUUUACUGAUAUUGUUGAUGACAAUGUUAGCUUUGUGGAAUUCAGAUCAAGUUUGCCAAAAGUUCAAAAAGAGUUACAAAAAAUCGAAAGAUUGUUUUACAGAAUGACCAUAACAAUAAUUGAUCAAUUCAGCACUGUUAAAUCCUUGAUCCAAAGAACAAACAAAACACAUGAUUCAAUCUACACGAUAUAUGUCUUUAUAAGAGAUUUUUGCAAAGGUUAUUUAAAAUCUUCAGAUGUGUCAAGAAAAUCAAUAAUUAUUAUGAAAAUGAUUGACUUGAGUAUUGAUUGGGUUAGUUUUAUUGUUGAUGAUUGUGUUCCUACUGAUAAAAAGACAUUUAGAUGGUGUGUUUCUGCCUUAGAGUUUGCUAUGGAGAUUUCAAAAGGUUUCAACAUCCUGGCCUUGAGUGAAGAGCAAUUUAAUAAAUUAAAGGAAAAAGUUGCUGGCUGUAUGUCAUUAUUGAUUUCACAUUUCGAUAUUAUGGGUGCUAGAUCAAGUGAAGCUGAAAAGAAAUCUUUAAGCAGUGUUUUCAAACCAAGUAACCUACAGAAUGAUCAAUUAAUUUUACAAGCAUUUAGUGAGCAGACCAUGAGACAGAUUGAAGAAUUAGAAGCUCGUACUAGUAAAGAAAUUGUUGGUAAAGUUUUGGAUGAUACUACUACUGAAAAUCAAUUUUUGACAUUUUUGGCAUCCUCAUUUUCAAGUCUCUCAAUCAGAUGGCAAAAGAGAAAAUUCAUUGGUGGUGGUACUUUUGGUAGUGUCUAUUCAGCUAUCAAUUUAGAUACUGGUGGUGUUUUGGCUGUCAAAGAAAUUAGAUUCCAAGACACACAAUCCAUCAAACAGGUUGUUCCAUCUAUAAAGGAAGAAAUGACUGUCUUAGAGAUGUUGAAUCAUCCAAAUAUUGUUCAAUACUAUGGUGUUGAGGUUCAUCGUGAUAAGGUCAACAUUUUCAUGGAAUUUUGUGAAGGUGGUUCUCUUGCUGGUUUAUUAGAACAUGGUCGUAUUGAAGAUGAAACUGUCAUUCAAGUAUAUGCUUUACAGAUGUUUGAAGGUCUGGCAUACUUGCACGAAAUGGGUAUUGUUCAUAGAGAUAUUAAACCUGAAAACAUCUUGUUAGAUCACAAUGGUAUCAUCAAGUUUGUUGAUUUCGGUGCUGCUAAAGUUAUUGCUAAGAAUUCAACCAAAAGAGCUGCAACAAGAUUGAACAGUAUGACAGGUACACCAAUGUAUAUGUCACCAGAAGUUAUAACUGGUAAUAGUACAAGCAGAUAUGGUGCUGUUGAUGUCUGGUCGCUAGGAUGCUGUGUCUUGGAAAUGGCUACAGGCCGUAGACCAUGGGCAAACUUGGAUAAUGAAUGGGCAAUCAUGUAUCAUAUUGCUGCUGGACAUUUACCUCAAUUUCCAGCAAAAGAUCAAUUAAGUGAUGCUGGUAUGAAAUUCCUGGUGAAGUGUUUACAGCAAGAUCCAAAUAAGAGACAAACAGCAGUUGAGCUAUUGAAUGACCCUUGGUUGGUUUCCAUCAGAAUUGAAGCUUUCGGUGAUACUACAAGUGCAAGCACAUCAUCAUCCGAACAAUCUUCUGAAUAUGGUGGUUAA
Molecule: messenger RNA, 3246 nt
Organism: Hansenula anomala
Lineage: Eukaryota; Fungi; Ascomycota; Saccharomycetes; Phaffomycetales; Wickerhamomycetaceae
Gene: SSK22
Product: mitogen-activated protein kinase kinase kinase SSK22
Exons: 1
Coding region: 1-3246 (1081 amino acids)
Biological process (GO): protein phosphorylation
Molecular function (GO): protein kinase activity; ATP binding
Source: RefSeq, a predicted model, not a curated record